AUGAGACAGUCGCUCAUAUCCGUCAUCUUUGCCACUGCGCUCUUAUUCGAGAGUUAUGGCCUGUCAGCGGCGUUACCGAUGGGCAAGACUGAAGACGGCUCCUUGGAGCAGGAGGCUUUGCUGCUGAGCGACGAAGCGACAGAAAACGGCCUCGGCGACGCAGAUCUGGUGACCAAAGCCAGAGGACCGAGAGUGAUCGUCAUCGCCGCCGAUCCCAGCCUGCUGAGGGACCUCCGGGUGCUGCACAGCGGACUUUCCCUCUACAAACGGAGAGCUGACGCCGACAACGGCCAGGUCACCGAGCACCGAGACAUCGGACAGGACCUGAACAUCCCCAUCCUGAGGAGGGACACCAUGAGGUGCAUGGUGGGACGAGUGUACCGGCCCUGCUGGGAGGUCUAG
Stegastes partitus (bicolor damselfish) is the source of this 402-nucleotide messenger RNA. RefSeq names its product pro-melanin-concentrating hormone, like (gene pmchl). Lineage: Eukaryota; Metazoa; Chordata; Actinopteri; Pomacentridae. Gene Ontology annotation, biological process: behavior; chemical synaptic transmission. Gene Ontology annotation, molecular function: type 1 melanin-concentrating hormone receptor binding; melanin-concentrating hormone activity. The transcript has a single exon. Bases 1 to 402 code for a protein of 133 amino acids. The record is from RefSeq and is a predicted model, not a curated record.